AUGGCUGCCCAAACACAACAGACACAACCGCUCCAAGAUGACGAAGAAUUGUGCACGAUUGAAGCCUCCGUGGUCACUGGGUUUGAGGAGUCAGCCCGUGGAGAAGCCAAGGAAAAGUUCAACGUAGAUGUUAAAGCCGUUAGGGGAAGGAUAACAUGGAAAGUCCCAUUGAAUAAAGUCAACGAUGUGCUGAAGAUGGGCUCAGUUGACAACUGCAAGGUGGUUGUACACACAGUUCCAUGUUUUCACUUCACAGACCAGCAUGACAGCCUGGCACGCUUGCAGAAGAUGGUGAAAGACAUAGACUGGGAAAUUGGCUUGCGAGCAUGGCAGCAUGUUUAUGCCUUUCCAUAUCCUAUUGCUUCACGUCCAGACGUUAUUCCUUCUGACGAAGAUCUUAUGGAUGUAGUCAUUAUUACCAAUCUGCCUCCCCCAAAAGAUAAAUCUGCUAAAAAGGAUAAAAAGAAAGGCAGGUGGGGGAAGAAGAAAGAUAAAAUAAAAGAACUGAAAAGGAGAAUAUUGCAAUCUAAGCUUGAUGAUUCGUUCCAGCAAAGUCCAAGAUCGCCUGUGAAUGAGAAAGGAGAUGCAGAUGUUAAAAAGGAAAGUGAUCUGUUGGCAUCACAUGACGAGGAGGUUGGGCUGACGGAUGAGAAUGAUUUGAGUAUGUCUAAGAAAGAUGAUGGUUCUAAGGUGAAUAGGCUUGCUGCUUCACGUGCAGGACAACAUUUGCUUAAACUUGAUUCUGCAAGGACUUUAGACAAUCAUUCCAAACCAGCACCAGAAGAAGGUGGCGAGAGUUUAAGGCAACAUAAUUUGGCAUCAGAAGUGAACUUGACGGCUGGAAUAUCCGAUGAAGCAACAAAACAGGCAGCCAUGUCUUUCACCAAUAACAGCCUCAGCCCAGGUCAGGGUUCAUCAGCUGACAGCAGUUUAUCCCCCGUGGGCAAGAAAAUUAGUGAGUCAGAGUUUGCCUCCAUUGUCAUCAGUAGGCUGACCUCACCACGAGAGCCAGCCCCUGCAGAAGAUGGUGCAGGAGGUGUUUCUCCAAAGAUGUCUUGUGUGACACCGCCUCCAACUCCCAUCAGGAGCAUAGACAAUCCUUUCUCUAACCUGCAAGGCAGACUCACCUCGGAACUGUUACCAUUUCUUGACAAUAGCAAGUUGCCAGAGAGAGGAGAUAGUAUCCAGGGUUCACGUCAAGAUAAAGAUGACAAUGGGGGCAUUAUUGAUGCUAAACUCCCAUUCUCCGCUGGCACUGCCCAGAUAGAAAGUAUAUCUGUUGAUGAAACGUCUUCCAACAUGCCAAAUGUGCCUUCAUUAUCUACUCUGGCAACUUCAGCCUCCACUCCAAAAACAUCUAGUUCUGCCAAAGAGUUAGCAGAAGAUUCUACAAAUUCCAGGCAGCAGGAAGAUAGGGACAAGUCCCUUGAAGGAAAUGACAGCAGCAAAACAUACAAGCGUGCCGCAGUGAAGAAAGAACCUGACCCAACUAAGCCCAAAUUUCGAGUCACCUGCUUCAGAACUGGCGAUACACAUGCUUUUGAUUCCACUUCUGCAGCUGCCAGUUUUGGCAGUGCUCUUGUCGCUUACUUCGGCUGGCAAGUGGACUUGAAAAAUUUUGAUCUUGAGGUCAUCCUCAACAUAGACAAUGAAGAAGUCACAGUGUCUCUAGCCCUGACAAAGAUGAGUUUGCACUACAGGAACCUGGUAGCUUUUGGUCCCACCACCCUCAGGGCUACCAUCUGUUACAAUAUGUUGAGAUUGUGUCGUAUCAAGAAUGGAGACUUUGUGUGUGAUCCCAUGUGUGGCACCUGUGCCAUCCCCAUAGAAGGGGCUCUUAACUGGGUCAACUGCUUCCAUUUUGGCGGGGACAUCCAUGAGAAGGCCAUCGAAAGAACCAUCCUGAACAUUGCUGCCAUUCAGGAAAAACAGAAACAAGAGAAUAAGAGCUCUUUGAAACUGGAUGUGCUUCAAUGGGACAUUCAGCACCUUCCCCUGAGGGACAGAUGUGUUGAUGUCUUUGUUUCUGACGUGCCUUUUGGACAUAGAAUGGGCUCCAGAUCUGUGAAUCCAGCUUUAUAUUCCUCCCUGCUCUCAGAGAUGGCCAGAACCGCCAGGCUGGGUGCUAGGGCAUGCCUGCUUACAGAAGACAGGAGCAGUUUAAUUAAGGCCAUACAGAAUCUGGGUAGAUACUGGCAGCGACGUCUUAUUUUGAAUGUCAACAUUGGAGGACUCAAUGGCUAUGUGUUUCUCCUGACGCGCACCAAUUUCGCUGUGGCGCCCUCUAGCACCAGCUGGAGAGGUGACGAAGGCCAGAUAGCCAAUGAAGGUCAAGAUGGUGAUGAACUUGCAUCAGCUGACAGUCGCUCUGUUACAGACAGCAGUGUUGAAACCAGAACUGAAACAGAGUAA
Candidula unifasciata is the source of this 2412-nucleotide messenger RNA. The record is from the annotation of a GenBank genome assembly. Lineage: Eukaryota; Metazoa; Mollusca; Gastropoda; Stylommatophora; Geomitridae.